Molecule: messenger RNA, 2809 nt
Organism: Salarias fasciatus (jewelled blenny)
Lineage: Eukaryota; Metazoa; Chordata; Actinopteri; Blenniiformes; Blenniidae
Gene: rskrb
Product: ribosomal protein S6 kinase related b
Exons: 13
Coding region: 312-1673 (453 amino acids)
Biological process (GO): protein phosphorylation
Molecular function (GO): ATP binding; protein serine/threonine kinase activity
Source: RefSeq, a predicted model, not a curated record
GCAGCAGGGGGAGCUGAGCUCCCGGUAAUCGUCUCAUUGGACGGCGGCGGUGUGGGCGGAUUUGCUGCUGACGUUGCCCACACUCGGGAUUAACUUGUUUUUAUGUCGCCAUAUCUGUCACAUUUUACACCGGAUAGCGUGAUCAGCUGGAAAGCUGCUCCGCAACUCGUCGUCCCCCGGCCUUGUUGAAAUCGGUCCGCGCGCGAGGCUUUGGCGUGCACGCGGCGUUUUUGCGCGCGGCGCGAUGUGAGGAGCCUGGAUGAGGAGCGGCCGCCGCACUCGGGUCUCGGUGCUCAUGUCCUGCCUCACUAAUGGGGGCCGACGGCAGUAAAAACAGGAAGAGGUCAUCUGAAGUCCAGGAAGAUGAAGCCCUCUCAUCUGGCUGGCGCGGCUUCCUCUCGAGCAUUGGCUUGUCCAUCCCAGCAACCCUGUGUCGCCUGGCCCCACCAGCCCUCCAGCUGGGCCAGCGUCGAAUGCUCCAAGGCAAGGCCCCCGAGAUCCCAGAGCACGUCCUGCGGCUGGCGGGAGUCGGCCCGGGCAAGCUCAGAGCAGAGUGGAGCCUCCCGGGCUUUAUCAGCAUGUUCCUGCCGGAGUUCCCCCACAGAACUGUGCCUGGACACGAACACUUCCAGGUGCUUGGUUACAUUGCCAAAGGUUCAUUUGGACCGAUUCUGAAAGUGAAGGACAAGACCAAACAGAGGACAUACGCCGUUAAAGUUAUACCUAAAUCAGAGAUCCUAAGACUCGGGGUCCUGGACCAAUCUAAAGAAGAAGUUAUUGUCCAGCGACAGGUUCGCCACCCAUUUGUCCACGACCUGCAGGACUGCUGGCAGACACAGCGCCAUCUCUACAUUAUGUGUGACUACUGCAGUACCGGAGACCUCUACACCUACUGGCAGAUGAUCGGUCAGUUUACAGAAGACACGGUGCGGGUUUUUGCUGCAGAGCUGGGAUGUGCACUCGAGUUUCUACAUAACUUUGGGAUCAUCCACAGAGAUAUUAAGAUGGAAAACAUACUUCUCACAGACAAUGGACACCUCCGAUUAGCUGACUUUGGUUUGUCCCGCCGCCUCGAGAGAGGAGGAAGAGCCUUCACCAUUUGUGGAACAAUCCAAUAUAUGGCCCCCGAGGUUCUGAGUGGAGGACCUUAUAACCAUGCCGCUGACUGGUGGUCUCUUGGAAUUCUUCUAUUCUCAUUGGUUAAUGGGAAGUUCCCUGUGCCUCCAGAGCCAGACCACUGCAGUAUGCUGCGGAGAGUCAGGAGUUUUCCGUAUGAAAUGCCCCUCAGCUUCACACCCCCCUUUGCCUUGCUAAUAACUGAGCUUUUAUGCAAGACUCCCUCACGCCGCUUGAGGACCCUCGAUCGGUUCAAACGACAAACUUUCUUCUUUGGAACAACCUUUGACCUCUCCCUAAUGCAGCGUCAGCCAGUCGAGGUGAUUCUGGAGCUGAGAGAGAGGCCGGACCGAGCUGCCAAAGCUCGACGGGGCCUCACGCUGUCUCUGCAGCCUCUCAAAGGCUUUGAUUACGACGCCCUCCUCAGCCCUCCAGCCACACCCGACACCCAACUGGAUCCAGAGGCGCACCAUUGCACUGCUGCACCGUUUCCAGGACCAGCAUUUCCACCGCAGCCCGCUCAGGAAAAAGGUCCACGCAGAGAAGUGUUUGUGUAAAAUCUUCUUUGAGUUUACAGGUUGGUCACUGAACCAAUAAAUCUGAAGCAUCCUUGUCUUACUUAGUAAAUAACUGACCUCAUGAAACUGAAAGAACAGGUUCAAGAAAUCAGUAAAUUUAAACUGAAAACAGCACAGCACUCCCACACAUAUUUACUAAUUAUUUUCUAUUAAUCAAUGUGUUUAAGACAUUUUGUUUUCAUUUGCUCAUUUGCCUUUUUAAUUCGAGCACCUUGCCAAGACUCUUUGCUUCAACCAUUGUGCGAGAACAAUUGAGCUUAAGUAAACCCAAAUUUUACCUUGAAAAUAGUAUACAAACGCUAUCACGUUCAACCCAUGUAGAAACUCACAGUUGUUUAUCACAAUUCACAGUAUAUUUCCUUCAACAUCCAGUAGAAAUCUCAAAUCAAACCCUUCAGCAACAUGAGUGGAUUCCAACAUUCUGCCUUUAACGUCUCGCUGGUGAUCAAACUCUGCUGGCAAAAGCAACCGACGUGUUGUCUUUUUGUGUUGUCUUUUAACUUUAUCUGCACCACACCCUUUUAUUCAUGCUGUGAUUGACUUUUUCCCCUAACCUUAAACCUCAAGCUGCCUGAAUUAUGUAGCGGCAGAAAGUUUUUUUUCCCACUGCAAGUCAGUCAAACAUUGCAACACCAAACUGAGAUGUGUCCGCCUUCAGCAUCUCAUUUAACUUUGUCAUUUGUAAGCAGUGACUUAGGGGAACACUUGCUGUUUUUCUCCAUUCAGCCUUGAUUUUUACUCCAUGUCAGUACCCAGCUGUACACAUUUGAACUGGGACAGUGUGUAUGACCAACAGUAUUGUUUACCCCAGUUAACAUUUUUAUAGAUACAGGGCUUUUUUCUAUUGUGAAAGGGUGUCAUAGGUUCAGGAAGCAAUCACACCCUCAUGCACUUCUCUGAUCAUUGUAUUGUUUUAGGCUGUUAGUUGUAAAUCUGUGUACCCAUAACGCCUCACACCUGUUAUCCUGAGCUUGCUUUUUUUGUCACAGAGAUGCUUAUGUAUAUAGUCCUCUUUAUAAAGUUUAUAAAAAAAAUAUUUUGCAAGCUAUUUGAUGUUAUAUGUUCUGUCACCUUGUAUUUUUGUAACUGCCAUGUGACACAGAUUGAAUAUUAAA